Messenger RNA from Bufo gargarizans (Asiatic toad), 1489 nucleotides. RefSeq names its product actin, alpha cardiac muscle 1. Gene Ontology annotation, molecular function: myosin binding. Gene Ontology annotation, cellular component: sarcomere; actin filament. The transcript has a single exon. The record is from RefSeq and is a predicted model, not a curated record. Lineage: Eukaryota; Metazoa; Chordata; Amphibia; Anura; Bufonidae. Gene Ontology annotation, biological process: actin-myosin filament sliding; actin filament organization; heart contraction. Bases 81 to 1214 code for a protein of 377 amino acids.
UCUCCAGUCAAGUCACAGCUGCAGCAUUCAGCAUCUAACCUCCCAGUCAACCAGUACAAAGUUUUGUGCUCUAAGCAACCAUGUGCGACGACGAAGAGACCACUGCCUUGGUCUGCGACAACGGUUCUGGCUUGGUGAAGGCUGGAUUUGCAGGAGAUGAUGCACCCAGAGCUGUAUUCCCAUCCAUCGUUGGCCGCCCACGCCAUCAAGGUGUCAUGGUAGGCAUGGGGCAGAAGGACUCCUAUGUAGGUGAUGAAGCCCAAAGCAAAAGAGGUAUCCUUACUCUGAAAUACCCCAUUGAACAUGGUAUCAUCACUAACUGGGAUGACAUGGAGAAAAUCUGGCAUCACACCUUCUACAAUGAGCUGCGUGUCGCCCCUGAAGAGCAUCCCACUCUGCUUACAGAAGCUCCACUGAACCCAAAGGCUAACAGAGAAAAGAUGACACAAAUCAUGUUUGAGACCUUCAACGUUCCUGCCAUGUAUGUAGCUAUCCAGGCUGUGCUGUCCCUCUACGCUUCUGGCCGUACCACUGGUAUUGUCCUGGAUUCUGGAGAUGGUGUGACACACAACGUCCCCAUCUAUGAAGGUUAUGCUUUGCCUCAUGCCAUCAUGCGUCUUGACCUGGCUGGCCGUGACCUCACCGACUACCUUAUGAAGAUCCUCACUGAACGUGGCUAUUCCUUUGUCACAACUGCUGAAAGAGAAAUUGUCCGGGACAUUAAGGAAAAGCUGUGUUAUGUUGCUCUGGACUUUGAAAAUGAGAUGGCCACUGCAGCAUCUUCAUCUUCCCUGGAAAAGAGCUAUGAACUGCCUGAUGGUCAAGUCAUCACCAUUGGCAAUGAACGCUUCCGCUGCCCAGAGACCCUUUUCCAACCCUCUUUCAUUGGCAUGGAGUCUGCUGGUAUUCAUGAGACCACCUACAACAGCAUCAUGAAGUGCGAUAUUGAUAUCCGCAAAGACCUGUACGCCAACAACGUCCUUUCCGGUGGAACCACCAUGUACCCAGGUAUUGCUGACCGUAUGCAAAAGGAAAUCACUGCUCUAGCUCCAAGCACCAUGAAGAUCAAGAUCAUUGCCCCACCAGAACGCAAAUACUCUGUCUGGAUUGGAGGGUCCAUCCUGGCCUCUCUGUCUACCUUCCAGCAGAUGUGGAUCAGCAAGCAAGAAUAUGAUGAAGCUGGACCAUCCAUUGUCCACCGCAAAUGCUUCUAAAUAUACAUUGUUGUGGAGCACUGUGCUCUGUCUAUAUGGUUAUACAGAAACUGAGAGACAUUAUGCUAUGGAACCUGUAUCUUACUGAGGACUUACAUCAGGUGUAUGAACAUUUUCUCAUUCUUUUACCCUGCAAUCUUCUAUAUACUUUGUGGGUGAUAUUUAUGCAUUUUUAUUUGGGGUACUGCUCAUUCCAAAGAUUGUACAAUCAUAAAACACAGUUAAUGUCAAACUGCGGCUAUGAUGUCAAAUAAAAAAAAACUUCAUGAAAUUUA